Messenger RNA from Neltuma alba, 1383 nucleotides. RefSeq names its product TMV resistance protein N-like. The coding region runs from base 1 to 1383 and encodes 460 amino acids. Gene Ontology annotation, molecular function: ADP binding. Gene Ontology annotation, biological process: signal transduction; defense response. The transcript has 4 exons. The record is from RefSeq and is a predicted model, not a curated record. Lineage: Eukaryota; Viridiplantae; Streptophyta; Magnoliopsida; Fabales; Fabaceae.
AUGCUUGCCAUAGCUUCCCCAUCAUCAUCUUCUUCUUCCAAGAAAUAUGAUGUGUUUCUGAGUUUUAGAGGAGAGGACACUCGCAAAUCCUUCACCAGCCAUCUCCAUACCGCCUUACGCCAUGGAGAUAUUGAGACAUACAUUGAUUAUGAGCUCCGAAAAGGCGAUGACAUCUCCCAAUCACUCAUUGAAGCAAUUCGGGAUUCAUCCAUCUCUGUGGUGGUCUUCUCUGAAAACUAUGCCUCCUCCAAAUGGUGUCUGAAUGAGCUCCUUCAGAUCCUUUGCUGCAAACAACAGCGGGGACAAAUUGUUGUUCCUAUCUUCUACGAAAUCAACCCAUCUGAUGUACGCAAACAAAGGGGAGCUUAUGAGAAAGCAUUCGCAGAGCAUUUGGAGAAAAACCCAGAGAAGGUGGAUGAGUGGAGACAAGCACUUUUUGAGAUUGCAAAUCUAGUAGGAUGGGACUCCCACAACUAUAGAAAUUGCUGUUUCUUUUCAUAUGAGCUUCUCUGGCAACUACUUAGCUGGUCUGUCAGUGAGUAUUUGAUGUUUAAGGAACUUCUAGCAUGGGAUGAAGCAGAACUAAUUCAAAAUAUAGUCACGGACAUCAACAAAAAACUAGACCAUAGGUCCCCAACAACUGUACUAGAUGAUAUUGUUGGAAUUGAUGAGAACUUGGAUCAUAUUAAACCGUUGCUAGAAGAAUCCUCAACAAUUGGGAUUUGGGGGAUGGGCGGGAUAGGCAAGACAACAAUGGCUAAGGUUGUGUUUGCCAAGCUCCGCUCUCAAUUUGAUAGUUGCUGCUUCUUGAAAAAUUUUACGGAAAAGUAUGAAAAGCAUGGGUUAGAAUAUGUAUGUGAUGAACUUUUCCGAGAAUUAUCAAAGGAUACAUCUCUUGGGAGGCUGAAUCAUAGAAGAAUUUUGAUCGUACUUGACGAUGUUAGCCACACAAAGCAGUUAGAUGAGUUGAAAAGUGAAGCUCCUUGUUUGGGUCCUGGUAGUAAAGUCAUCAUAACAAGUAGAGAUAAGCAUGUACUUGAUGGAAGAGUUGAGAGAAUACAUGAGGCGAAGGCAUUAAGCUACAACAGUUCACUUAAAGUUUUCAACCUUAAAGCCUUCCGCACAGAUGGUUAUAAAAGUGGAUAUGAAGAACUAGUUCAAAGAGCAGUUUCUUAUGCACAAGGCAUUCCAUUAGCCUUAACCAUUUUGGGUUCAUUUCUAUAUUCCAGAACUGUGGAGGAAUGGGAAAAUGCGUUGAGCAAAGUAGAAAGCACUAGCAAUCGAGAUAUUCAAGCUGUGUGGAUUAAGAAGAUAUGUAGAAGAAAUGCUAAAGAACUGUGGCUUUCAAGCAAGCAUAAUUGGUUUGAGAACCCUUAUGGAUAA